Brugia pahangi is the source of this 390-nucleotide messenger RNA. The record is from the annotation of a GenBank genome assembly. NCBI's taxonomy places the organism in Eukaryota, Metazoa, Nematoda, Chromadorea, Rhabditida, Onchocercidae.
AUGGAAAAUAUGCGCGAUUAUCUUACCGCUUUAACUAUUACGAUUGUUGUAUGCAUCAGUUUGGCGAUAGCAAUACCAAUAUUAUGUUUCUGUAUCUGUAUGCUUCGAUUUUGUUAUAUUGUCCGCAAGCAAAAUAAGCCUGAAAAGGUGAAGUGUUCAAAAGAGACACCUCGAGUUAUUUCGCCCGCGCCCACCUGUCUACCAAAUUCAGUGAAUAAAGCAAAAUCAAAAAGUGGCACAUCACAGCACUUUGUGACUGAUCGGAUACAUACCGAUCUGUCCAGAAGUGGACGACAGAUUGCAAAAGUACAGCUAGAUCAAUCAGGAAAUGGACGAGUAACGAAGACUAAAAAUGACCGUUUGACGUCUAAGCAGGACAAUCGCUUGUAA